GUAUUAAUAUAAUACAUAUGUCUAAUCAGGAUGAUGUUCCCCCGCGAUAUGCUGAUACUGGUGCUCGUCAAUCAAGAGCUCGAAUGGAAUAUGAUUAUGGGGGCAGUGCUUCACAGUAUGGUGAUGCUUAUGGUGAUAGAGUUGGAAGAUCAAAUCUUGGAUAUGGCAGUGGCAGCCGAAGUUCUAUUUCUGGUCAAGAAUCACACGGGAUGUAUAGCAGUCGGCAGGGAACAGGUUAUGGUGGAGGAUCUUAUGGUGGCAGUGAUGUUGGAGGCAUGUACUCGUCAAGUUAUGGUGGUGAUUACGUUUCUCGUGGAAGUGAUGUUGGCGGCAGCUCAUAUUCGUCAAUGUAUUCUGGCAGAGGUGCCGGCGGCGGUAGCAGUUACAUGGGCAGCGGUGGAUCUGGAUCUUAUUAUUGAGAUCUAUUAUAAUAAAGUGGCUGUCAUAGGAUGACGGCCUUUGAAGCUUAUGGAUGUUAUGAAGCCUACAAUUUGGAGACAAAGGAACAUUGCUAUUUAUAGCAAUAUAUUUGGGAAUUUGUCGCAAAAAAGAGUGUCAUGUCAAUCCAAGCUAUCUUGGGUCUUCUCUGGAUGGGAUGUAAUAUAUCAGUUCUUGAUUUUGUGCUGUAUGGAGUCAAGUUAAUGAGAGACGGAAAAAGAAAUAUUUAGCAGUGAUGUGUAAUCAAACCUUGAUUUAUGAUACCAUUUAUGGGCAGAUAAUGUUAAAGAUUUGUCACUGCUCUUCCUUUCAUUUGGACAGAGACCAAGGCUAGGGAUGCCUUCUUGUUUGGUUAAGGAUUAAUGGAAUUUUUAUCUGCUGAAUUUAUCAAAAAGUUGGUUCUCUA
Lathyrus oleraceus (garden pea) is the source of this 844-nucleotide messenger RNA. RefSeq lists its product as uncharacterized. The record is from RefSeq and is a predicted model, not a curated record. NCBI's taxonomy places the organism in Eukaryota, Viridiplantae, Streptophyta, Magnoliopsida, Fabales, Fabaceae. The coding region runs from base 18 to 419 and encodes 133 amino acids. The transcript has 5 exons.